This is a messenger RNA of Ilex paraguariensis (yerba mate), 493 nucleotides long. The record is from the annotation of a GenBank genome assembly. Lineage: Eukaryota; Viridiplantae; Streptophyta; Magnoliopsida; Aquifoliales; Aquifoliaceae.
UUUCGAGGUCUCUGUGUCUGUGUGGUUGCUGAUCGAAAAUGUCGGGACGUGGAAAGGGAGGCAAGGGAUUAGGAAAGGGGGGAGCGAAGCGUCACCGAAAGGUUCUUCGCGACAACAUCCAGGGAAUAACGAAGCCUGCGAUUCGUCGUUUGGCUCGCAGAGGAGGUGUGAAGCGUAUCAGUGGUCUGAUCUAUGAGGAGACUCGUGGUGUGCUCAAGAUUUUCUUGGAAAAUGUGAUUCGUGACGCUGUGACCUACACCGAGCAUGCUCGUCGCAAGACCGUGACUGCCAUGGACGUGGUCUACGCGCUCAAGCGACAGGGUAGGACUCUGUACGGGUUUGGUGGUUAGGGUUUUUGACUCGAAAAAGUCUUGCUGUCAAGAAGAUGGUUACCAAGAAGAAAAAUUGGGGUUUGGGUGUUGAUGGGUUAAUUAGUUUUUUUUUUUUUUUUUUUUUUAUCUUUUGUGGGUUACCAUGUUCUUGUAAUUAGCUA